AUGACACUCCCAUUAGGAGCCGUACAGCUAGCUGUGGUAUCAUUCAUCGUGGGCCCCAUGGCUAUCAUCGCUGUGGCGCUCAGACUGUGGUCCAGGUAUCUCCAGGGAAGGCAUCUCGCUGGAAAUGAUUACUUGGCAUUGGUAGCAUUGAUACUGGCUGAGUCCGCUUUGUCUGUGUUUCUGGCAGCUGGCUUUGCAGCUGGCUUAGGGGUUCAUUUAGAUGAACUUUUAGCAACAGCACCCCGAAAGUUCGCUCUGCACAUGAAGCUUUUCAUACCUGCUCAGCUGCUGUGGGCCGCAGCCAACUCGUGUGUCAAGGCAUCAAUAUUAUGUCUCUACAUCGACCUCUUUCCCAACAAGGUCUUUUGCCGUUUGUGCUAUGGUACCCUCUUCAUCACUGCCGCGUAUUUCGCCAUGGUAUUGGUCGAGACCUUCGCGCUUUGCAAACCUGUCCAGUAUAACUGGGACAAAUCGAUUGAGGGACAUUGCACGGGUGAAAAUAUCGCUUAUCUGGUUGCUGGCAUUGUCAAUCUCACCAUUGACACUUUCAUUGUUGUACUGCCGAUGCCUCUGGUUUUCAACCUGCAAUUGAUUUUGUCUAAAAAAAUUGCCGUCUCUGCAAUGUUCAGCCUCGGGGCGUUUAAUGGCAUGCUUCAGGGUACGAAAGACAGUUCCAACAGCGGUGAGAACUAUAGUAGCCGAUCGAGUCGAAAGCUCAACGGCAAAGUGAAAGGCAAUCUUACUCGUGAAUUCGAACGGCUGGAUGACGAACUUGCACUUCAUGAAGUGCACAUUAACAGUCAUCCUAAUAUCGGUCUCAUCAGCGAUGACCACAGAUCGUCGAGUCCAAGUUCGCCUUGA
Aspergillus brunneoviolaceus CBS 621.78 is the source of this 861-nucleotide messenger RNA. RefSeq lists its product as uncharacterized. Bases 1 to 861 code for a protein of 286 amino acids. Lineage: Eukaryota; Fungi; Ascomycota; Eurotiomycetes; Eurotiales; Aspergillaceae. The transcript is spliced from 4 exons. The record is from RefSeq and is a predicted model, not a curated record.